GGCGCUAUACCUGUCUGCCGUGAAUCGAAAAAUAUCUCGGCAUGUUUCAGUUUUACAUUUUUUAGCUACAGAGGUCCGGUUAGAAUGGCGAGUUAUGGUAACUUUGCGCUGGCAAGAUUGUGUGCAAAUUUUUCAAAGGGUCUCUCAGUUUCAACGACCAGACACUGCAGUACAAUACCAAGCUUGACCAAUAGGUUACAUAACAAGCAGACGUCCAAUGCAUUGCUACCAGCACCUCAGGUGGUUGUGACACCAAGCAGACACACAAGCUGGUUCAACACAUUAACGGCAGACCAGCUAUGGAAAGGAAUGCUGGCAACCACAGGAAAGGCUCAGACCAAGGCAAGGGGAAAACGACCCGCUAAGAGGAUCAAGAAAGAUCUCAACAGAGGACAGAUUAUUGGAGAAGGAAAGGCAAACAUAGCCUGGCCAGGGCUCAACGCACCCAUCGUGAAAGACCGUGUUGUGCAGACCAUGGAAACGAGGGCGCCAGACCCAGAGCGGGAAGAGAAGCUUCAGAUGAUCCGUGCUCAGUGGGAUAAGAAGAAGAGACGCACGGUACCCGCAGAGGAGCGAGGCUGGACCUCCAAGAGUUGGGGAGGGCGUAGAUUGGGCCCUCCUGAUCCAAUACCAGGAGAGAACUUUGAAGGCUUUGAUUCCCGAGUUGUGAUUGUACGGCGAGUGUUCAACAUGACUGGUACCGUCGGCAGAAAACGCAGUAUGUCUGCUCUGGUUGUUGUCGGCAACCAGAACGGUGCUAUAGGUUAUGCGAUGGGGAAAGCCCCAGAUGUGAUGUCAGCAUUAAGGAAAGCCAAAAACAAAGCUGCCAACUAUCUUCAUUACAUCGAGCGCUAUGACAACCACACAGUUUAUCAUGAUAUCGAGUCCAAGUUCCAGGUGACAAGAGUGAGAAUUCAGAAACAGAACAAAGGCUAUGGGUUACGAUGUCAUCGAAUCCUGAAGCAGAUCUGUCGACUAGCUGGUAUUAAGGACCUCUAUGCCAGGGUGUAUGGCUCCAAGAAUCCCAUCAAUCUCACAGUGGCUUUCAUUAAUGGACUCGCUAACCAGGAGACCCACCAACAGAUAGCUGACAGGAAAGGCCUGCACGUUGUAGAGUUCCGCAAAGAGUGUGGUCCACUCCCAAUCGUUGUUGCCUCCCCUGAGAAAGCACAGCUUCUUGAAGAUGUGGAGGAGGAGCCUUGGGAUAAAGAGCUUCCUUUAGAGUGGAAGGAAGAAAGACCAAGAAAGACCAAUAGUUUCAGUCGAGAAGGAACCAUUUUCUUCUAAAUGUUGGGGUUUUUGAUUUAAGAGAAGCAGAUGAUAAACUUAACUUAUGCACCUGCCUGUAGUGUCCGAGAAUUCUUUCAGACUGAUUCCAUUUCAACAUAAAUUAUGCUCACAAUAUGAGGAUAUUGAAAGCUGUGAGAAUAAGACAGAAGAUAUGGAGGGUUGAGUUUACACAUGAAAGCAUCGGAAUACAUGGGUGCGUUUUGGCGGUUGUUUCGAUCAUUUGCCAAUAGAUAGUCUUUAUGAAAACACCAGUCUCUACCUUUAAGUAAAAUGCCGCUGUGUUUGCUACCCGCAAGUGGGAUUUUUGUUAACAUCUAUAAGUGUUCGAUGAUAUCACAUUUCAACUUGAGUGACUUUGGCUAAAAACAGCUUAGUGCAAAAUUGAUGACUAAGCAUUUGUAGCGAUCUGGCCAUUCCUUCAGUCACAGCCUACGAUUAAUUGCAUGUAUUUAAAUGGGAGUGGGGGUAGGGGGGGGGAUGGGGGUUGGCUCAACCAUGACUCUUUGACAAAUGCAGUAUUUGAAAUUUAUGUUUAAAAAAUACCCAAUGUUGCAGUUCUAAUGAAAAACUCCAUUUCAGCAGAGAACUGAUGUGGUAUCCAACUUAAAAAACAAACAUGUAUGAGACAAAGAAAUGAUCACUGGAACUGAUGUAGUUCUCUAAACCGAAUGUUUUUCCCGUCACCAUUGUACAUUAAAAUCAGCUUAUAUUCCUGAAGAUUGAUCCUCGA
This is a messenger RNA of Asterias rubens (European starfish), 2020 nucleotides long. Its product is annotated as 28S ribosomal protein S5, mitochondrial-like. Gene Ontology annotation, biological process: translation. Gene Ontology annotation, molecular function: structural constituent of ribosome; RNA binding. The record is from RefSeq and is a predicted model, not a curated record. The coding region runs from base 85 to 1287 and encodes 400 amino acids. The transcript is spliced from 9 exons. NCBI's taxonomy places the organism in Eukaryota, Metazoa, Echinodermata, Asteroidea, Forcipulatida, Asteriidae. Gene Ontology annotation, cellular component: ribosome.